Penicillium olsonii is the source of this 1635-nucleotide messenger RNA. NCBI's taxonomy places the organism in Eukaryota, Fungi, Ascomycota, Eurotiomycetes, Eurotiales, Aspergillaceae. The record is from the annotation of a GenBank genome assembly.
AUGGCUGUUGAGUCUUCUCCUUCCGAGACUUCCCCGUUGCUGGCAUCCGGCAACGGCGCUCCGUCCAACGGUACCAUCCCCGACAAUGUAGAGUCGGGGCAUCCUGAGGAGGAUCGCAAAGCGCCGCCUCCAGCUACGCAGACCCAGCUCAAAUACAUUAUUCCUGCGAUAUCUCUGGGCGUCUUCAUGUCGGCCGCUGACCAGACAAUUAUCAUGGCUAGCUAUGGCCAAAUUGGCAGUGAUUUGAAAGCCCUGAACUUGACCAGCUGGAUCGCGACUUCGUACUUCUUGAGUUUGACCUCGUUCCAGCCUCUAUACGGCAAGCUUAGUGAUAUCUUCGGCCGCAAGCCCUGUCUUCUCUUUGCGUAUGGAAUCUUCGGUACAGGAUGUCUGCUCUGCGGCCUUGCCCGAGACAUCAAUGAGCUUAUCGCGGCCCGUGUCCUCCAAGGCAUCGGCGGUGGUGGCAUGACGACUGUGGUCAGUAUUCUGAUGAGUGAUGUUGUUCCCCUUCGUGAUCGAGGCCUGUGGCAGGGUGUCAUCAACAUCAUCUAUGCAACAGGUUCCGGUACCGGUGCGCCGAUGGGGGGGAUUCUCGCCGACUACGUUGGAUGGCGGUGGGCCUUCCUAGCGCAGUUUCCGCUGUGUAUUAUUGCUAUCAUCGCAGUCUCGACCAUGCUCAAGCUCCCUGCGCGGGAAAGCGCCCACUGGAAAACCAAGCUACGACGCAUCGACUUCAUUGGCGCCCUCGUUCUUGUCUGUGCCGUGCUGUCCUUCUUAGUGGGUCUUGAUCGCGGAAGUAAUGUUUCGUGGAAGUUGCCCAUAACAGUUGCCUCGUUGGGGGCUUCGGCUGUCCUGUUCGUUAUCUUCAUUCUGGUUGAGAUAUACGUUGCAGCGGAGCCCUUUGCGCCGGGACACAUUAUCUUCAACCGAACUUUCUUUGCCUGUUACGGUUGUAAUUUCUUCAGUUUCGGGGGCUGGCUUGCCGCCUUGUUCUACAUCCCCUUAUACUUCCAAGCAGUGGAUGGUGUCUCUGCCACCGUUGCUGGGGUACGUCUUCUGCCGUGCAUUCUAUCCGGUGUCACCGGCUCUGUGUUUGCAGGCUUAUUGAUGAAAUGGUAUGGGAAGUAUUACUGGCUGACAGUCACUGCAUAUUCCUUUUUGACAACGGGUGUUUUCUGCAUUUAUCUGUUUUCAGGAGGCGCCGUGUCGAGUACAAUUCCCAUGAUCAUUGGCAUGGUGUGUGCCGCCUUUGGUAACGGUAUUGGUGUCACAACCACCUUGAUCGGUUUGAUAUCAAACGCUUCCUACGAAGAUCAAGCAGUUGUAACCGCGUGCUCAUAUCUCUUCCGCUCAUUAGGAUCUGUGAUUGGUCUCUCGCUAUCUUCGACCGUCGUUCAACAGCUUCUGCGGGACAGAUUGAGAACCGGUCUGCAUGACAACAAAAAUAUCGAUCAGAUUGUUGAGGGGGUGCGUCAAAGUCUCGAUUUCAUCAAGACCCUCGACCCCACAACUGCCAAGAUUGUCCGAGACUCUUACGGAUGGUCUACUAACAAGGGAUUCGCCUUCAUGGUAGUCGUGGUGUUCUUCGCUUUGCUGAGUGGGUGUUUCAUCCGCGAAAGCAAACUGAACCGGUAA